Schistosoma haematobium is the source of this 10782-nucleotide messenger RNA. It is a transcript of the gene COQ3, whose product is annotated as Hexaprenyldihydroxybenzoate methyltransferase, mitochondrial. The coding region runs from base 273 to 2864 and encodes 863 amino acids. The transcript is spliced from 12 exons. NCBI's taxonomy places the organism in Eukaryota, Metazoa, Platyhelminthes, Trematoda, Strigeidida, Schistosomatidae. Gene Ontology annotation, molecular function: 2-methoxy-6-polyprenyl-1,4-benzoquinol methyltransferase activity. Gene Ontology annotation, biological process: ubiquinone biosynthetic process. The record is from RefSeq and is a predicted model, not a curated record.
AAACAAUACCACUGACUUAUUUUCUAUUUGCACUCAAAAGUACAGAUGAUAAGUUACUUCAGAAAAAUGCGAUAGCCUUGGAGAUUACUUUAACUUAAAUGAAUUCAAUCAAAGCAAAAACGGUAGUCUCUAUGCCUAAUUAAGCGGUCAAUACUAUAAAACAUACUCUGAGGAAAAAUACCACUGCCCUUUUUACAUAGCGCGCGACGUUCGGAAGUGUCGGAGUACGUGUGGCUAAGGUUAUAUUCACCAUCAUUUUCGACACAUUAAAAAUGUGCUCAUCUGACGUAUUUUUCGGUGACAAUUUCAGUCAAAAUCAGUGGAACAGCAAAUGCGAAGACACUUGUCAUAUUGAUAUUGGUUAUUCUGGCCAUUCAGAGGAGCAAUUUGAAUCUGAGUUGGAGGCUAUGAAUAAUGGUGACUUGUCUUCAGUCAAAAAUUUAGAAUUACAAUUAGCUGCCUGCAAUCGAAUUGUUUCUCUGUUAUAUAAUCGUCUUUCAACAGAUCACUUUCAACUAGUACAGUUAUUAAAUAAUUUGAACGAGUGUGGUGAUUCAGUUUCUGUUACUUUGUCAACUUUAUCCCAACUUAAUCCACAUCCUAGUGUUUUAGACAUAUGUUCUAAUGUAACAUCAACACAUAGUCAAUUAAAACAUAUUCAGUCUCUCUUGCUAUCCCGUGAACAAGAUGCCUCAGAUAAUUUGAAAAUCAUUUAUACAUUCCAACGAAAAUUAGAAGAACGCAUUAAACAAUGCAAAAUCCAAGCUCAAAAUUCACUUAAAACUGCUAAACACAAUUCUGUUCAAACUGAUUCUAUAUCAAAGAAUGAACAACUUAAUCAGCAAACGUUUUCCGAUCCAAAGCCUAAUGGAUUUAAAAAUCCAGGAGAAAUCAAAUACGAAACUUUAUUAAAAUAUGGACUGGUUAAUCCAAGGAAUGUUCUCAAUCGUACACUAAAACAUCCUGGUUUUUCUGAAUCCGUUGAGCCAAGGAAGUGUGAAUUACAAGAAGCUUUAUUGAAUGCAGUUGGUCAACUGGAUCGUUUAAGAAAAUACCGUAUAAAUCAAAAAACACGUAUUGAUCAAUUACAAGAACGAUUAGAUCAUAUGGGUACUGAACUGGAUUCUAGUGUAGAUACUAUUCGUCAUCAUCAAAUAAAUUAUGAAGCACAAAAACGUAGAACCUCUAUGGAGAUUACUCAUUUACGUAAUCAAUUAGCUAAAGCAACUGCUUUAUUAGAACAGUUUAAAUUAUUCUUCAGUAAAACAAAUCUGAACACUAGUUCUUUGAACCAAAAUAUGCGAGUUCUCAUUGGGAAUUUACUAAAGCAUUUACACACAAAUAAUGAACUGCAAGAUAUAGAUACUUUAAGUAUCGAUGAUUUAAAACUGAAAUUAUCUAUUGCUCAAAAUGAGCUUACUCAAUUACGAUUAGAUAUGGCACGUCAAAGAGAAGAUGAUGAUCGUGAGGCAUCAAGACUUCGGGGUCAGUUAGCUGAAGCAAGUUCAGAUGCAAGAGCUUUACGGAUGCAGUUAAAUCGCCUUAUAUCACAAAGCAUUUCUUCAAGCAAACUUAAUGGUUUGGCGAAUACAAACUCAUCUGACUCCUCAAGCUGUACAAACUGUCAAAAACUUCAACGUCUCAACGAUGUUUUACAACGGAAACAAUCUAAUAUGAACCCGUUUCCUGAUUUAAUCAAUCAUCAAGGGAAUAUAAUAAAUCAUCAGAAUUUUGUUUGUGAGGACAGCACUGUUACGAAGAAAGCGAUACACAAACCACACUUUAUAGACAGUUUCGUUCAAACAGAUUUGUUGAAUGAUAUUCCCGCAACUGAUUUUGUCCAAAAGGUUGAUAUAGCUAUUGACCCUAUUGAUGGAUACGAUAACAUCUCACCACAUCUCCCGGUUAAAAAUUGUAAAUAUGUUCAAACGGAAUCAUUCAUCAUAGGCAAUGACAUAACUUCAUGCGAAACUUCAUCCGGUGUAAUUUUGAUGGAUGGAAGUUUAAAAUAUGGUAGUGUGAACGAACCAAGCAUCCUAAGUGAGGUUCAGUUAAAUAAUCUUCAUGUAUCCAAUAAAUCGGCACCAGUAUCAUUAAUGAGAAAUGACAAUGAAGCAGUAAUAAAUAGUUAUCAAAAUUCGAUGCUUCAUUCAAUUAGUGAAUUAAAGCAUGAUAACUUGGUUAACCCGAACCAAAGUGUUGAUGAAGAUUCGUUACAUUCUCAGUUGUUACAGCGAAUAAAAGUAGCUGAGGAGGAAGCGAUUAUGGCUAUGGAUCAGUUGAAGGCAAGUAAUGCAGAGUUUCUUACUUUGAAAGAACGCUUAUCCCAUGCAACUGUAGAACGUGCACAUUUAAAAGCAACCAUUGAAGGAUUGGAUGAACAGGUCGCGUUACUUGAAGACUCUUUGUAUGAGCGUACACAGGAACUUCGUAGAAGUCAAAUACUUCUUGGAAAAUAUUGUCCAACGUACCAAAAGCCUGUGACAUCAUAUUCUGUUGAACCUGAAAUACCGACAUCGGAAAUAUCUAUUAAAAUACAUGAACCAAACAAUAAUUAUACAGACGAAUCAGCAGUUGUUGAUUUGAGAGGUCUUCCUCAGUCUUUUAAACCUACAGAAUCAUUUCUACGUUCUCUACCCAUCAGAUUUAAAUCCUUACAUCAAUUAAUUAACCUAAAGGAUUGGCUAUCUGUUUUAUUGAAGCAGUUGGUUGUACGUAGUCAACAACUAACACCCAGAAUGUUUAGUGGUAUAAGAUUUACCUCAUUUCGUCUGCAAAGUCAACCUAGACCUAAAGCAAUGUUUAUAUUCUUGACUUAUUUCUUUGUUGUACAUCUAAUGCUAUUACAUUGCUGGUUAUUGUAAAUAUCUUGGUAUUUUCUUCCUCUCUCUAUCACUAUUCUCUAUUUCUCUGUACAAUAUUUCGCUUGAUGUAUUAUUUUCAGUUAUCAUCUCUCUGAUUAUUUAAUAUGAAUUCUUUUUUGUCAGUAGCCAUUGUGAUAUGUCUCCACUUACUCCUUACAAACUUAGAGACUCUGUUCAUUCUACCAAUUGACCACUUUUUAAACUCUCGCUGUGAAGUCCUUAAAUUCCUAUUCUUCAUGAUUUGAUGUUACUAUUUUAUUUUUCUGCAAACCUGUGUUAAUUUUCUUUUUUUAUGUCAAAUGAAUUUAUCAAUAAAGUAACAUACAUACUUAUAAACUUACUUGUAGUUUGUCUUUUCACUUCCUUUCCUGAUGAAUUUGUGUAUGCAUAUUAUUCAUAAGACAUGUGUCUAUUCGACUUGUUAUAUGUGCAUUUAGCAUAAGAUUAAUGUUUUUGUAAUGGGUUUACGCACCGAGUCAUUAGCGAUGAAUAAAGUUAUUAAAAUGGCAUGUUCGCUCCAGUUGAUGUUGCCGUAGUCCUUAUAAUGUUUUAUGUUUUAUACCAAGCGAUCUGAAAAUAGCAGUAAUUACGUAUUUCUAAUUGUUUGCAGAAUGAAAGAUUAGAGAAGUUAAGUAAUUCUUGUGUGAAUACAGUUUCGUCAUAUCUUCGUAAAUUGCCAUAAUACGUAACAUGUAUUGUAUUAUACCGUAUAAUGGAGUUUUAAUUUCUAUUAUUUGUAUAAGCUAAUCCAUAAUUUAAAAAAACUGAACUCCUAAUUAGGUAUUAUCAUUGUAGUUUAGUGGCUUGGGGUGAGAUCUCUGAGAAGCGAUCAAUCCCAUGUUUGUUUAGUCCUAUAAUUGGUAAUCAAGUUGCAUUGUAUCCACUGGUUUAGGUGAGUCGACAACGCAUGCACUGUGUUGAAAUGUUAAGUAGUGGUUGGAGGUAUUUAACCAUCGAACAUCUUUGUACUUCGAAUGAUACUGCUACAGAGUCUUAACAAUCCUAUUUGAUAGUUUACCCUGUUUAUAAACAAAUAUGCUUGAAUAAUGUAGGUAUUUUCAUCUAAAUCUCUAAGAAUACAUGUAAUAAGUUGUAUUUUUGCUGUUUACUAAUCCUUCGUAAUCAAUAACCAUGCAUUAUAUUCUGGAAUCUCAGUGAAACAGGAGAUUGUAGGAGCAAUUAUAUUUGCUGUAUGUUUAUGCUAUUGAGUCGCAUCCGUUCAGUAUGAUCUUAUCAGUCUUUCGUACUUCACUGCUGAGUUUUUCAUUUUAAUUACAGUUUUAUAAGGCCCAUCACUAUGACGUAGGCUCGUAACAUUAUCUAGUCUAUCGGGAUGUUCAGAACUAACCAUGUAGAUCAGACAUUUUCCUUGCACUUAUACAGAACUGUUAUUCUCUACGAAUGAGAAGUUCUAGUGUAUUUCCCUUCAAACUGACAACGUUAAGUAAUGUCUUAAAUGUAUAAUUCUCAUGUAUAGAUUUAUGUUUCUUCACGUCUUUACUUAGUAAAAUUCAGGUUGAGCGUCUACUUCACCAACUCUGUGUGUAGUGAUAUGAUGAAAAAUAUAUUACAGUGUAUUUAGGUUUCUUUUAGAAAUGCGAACAAGUGCAAAUUAUCAGAAGCCAUAAAAAAGUUAAUCUAAUCCGUUGAAAUCAUGUUACGAGAUUCUUUCUAUAUAGUAACAAAUUACAUUCUAAAACUCAAUGUAACAGCUUGAAUAAUAAUAUUUAAGUAUAUCUGAUAUGUUUUUGAGUAGAAAAGCGAGCGAUUUGUGGCUGAUCACUUCUAAUUAGACCUAAAAUUACUUAGGAAUUGGGUCAUCCAACUGUACUGAUUUUGCUUAGUGAAAGAAAUCACUUCUCAAUCUUGAUGACUAUAACUACCGUAGUAGCAUUCACUAAAUCUGUUGUAAAUUUCUUGCAUAUUUCCCAAUAGAAUUUAUUGUGGAGCGAAAAAUUGUAAAUUGCAUAUUCGGACUGUUUCUGUGUGAUUCUCUGAGACUUAAAAUAUCUAUCAUUGAUAAGUUUUAAUCUGUAGACGCUCGGAUUAAAUGGUUCAUGUUGUUAAUUCCCAAUCAUUCCCAUCCAGUACUUUCUCAACUUCGUAACUAUUAUGAGAAUUAGAAACAUUUAUUCGAAUUAUAUGGUCUACUUUCCAUCUUGAUUUUUUCAAUUAUUCCUCAGAUAGUCUUGAAGUAUUUCUUUCUUCCCUUAAGCCUACUUUGUUUUCAAUCGAAUCUCUGACCGUCGUUUGUUUUUAUUGUGAAAAGUUAGUUUGAAAUUUGUUGAAUUCAGUUUUAUGUUUCAUUUCUUCCUUAUACUAAUAUCUAUGCUGUUUCCGGUCAACUGAUUCCAACUCGUUUCCAAAAUACAGUGCAUCAAUCACAAUUGAUUGAUCACUGAGUAGUGGUGAUCGAUGUCAUGUGUGUCAAGUUAUCAGUGCAUCAAUCUUUAACUUCUAGGUUGAUGCAAGUAAUUGUAGGAUUCUUUAUGUGAUCUUUUGAUGUUCAUCAAAUUAAGUGGGAAUCCAUUUACCUAGCUUGUAGCGUACCGAAAAAUAUUCUUUUAAAUCAAAUUAAAUCCGAUGCUAUGGAGUGUUUUCAUCUAACUAGUCCCUAAUGCUGUUGUUGAUGUUCUUCUUGGUGGAUCUUUUUGUAUUUUCUCUACAGAACUAAGAAACUAUGGCACGUCAUUACUUGUUUCCUGCAGUGAAAUUACUCAAGCAGAAAUGUUUUCCAUCCCUCAGUGGAAUGAAGAGUUGUCAGAAUUUUUCCAGUAUGCAAAUCGACGAAACAGAAGGCGCUAACUUCAAACGUUUCGCCCAGCAUUGGUGGGACUAUGAUGGAGAUUUACAGCCAUUGCAUACUAUGAAUCGUUUGCGUGUACCAUUUAUUCAAAAUGGUCUUUGUCCAUUAACUACAUUAUCUACAAUUGAUUCAGUUUGUUUACCUUUGAAAGGUACGAAGAUUUUAGAUGUUGGUUGUGGUGGAGGUAUUUUAGCGGAAGCACUAUCUAUGUUGGGAGCAGAAGUUUUGGGCAUAGACUUAGUAGAAGAGGGUAUAAAAGUAGCACAAGAACAUGUUGAAGCUACAUCUUAUCGCUGGGUUGAUCAUCCAGAUUUACAUAAACCUACAUAUAAACUUACUAGUGUGCAAUCAAUUAGUCAAGAAUAUCCAUGUCAAUUCGACGCAGUUGUUGCGUCUGAAGUAUUAGAACACGUUACUGAUUGGGAGGAUAUGUUGAACAGUUUAAAACAGUGCUUGAAAGUAAGAAAUAUAUCAUAGAUAUUAUUCUUGAAUAUGUAUAUAAUAGUUUUUAGUUCUUUAAUUCCCAUUGUUCAUCAAGAUCAUAUUUACUCUCAAAUCCUUCGAUAAUAAACGAAACAGCAUUCAUGGAGAAAUCUCUUCACAAACAAUAUUAACAGUGUGUCGUAAUGUUGAAAAAAGGACGUUUUGCAUUUACACACAUGAUAAUAGAUGAUACCAAUACCAAGGUGGGACUUGAUAUUUCCAAAUAAAUUGAGCAUUGGCUAAAAAGUAAAUAACAAAUAUACUUUUCUAAUAUCCCAAUGAAUAAAAAAUGGUAUUUCUGACGUUUCGUGACUUAACGUAAGUCACGAUCGGUUAUUUGUAUGCUCGGGAGAAGUGACUUACAUUAAGUAAUAAAACGUCAGAAAUACAAUUUUCUGCUGAUUGAGAUAUAUUUAUUACUAAUAGAUAAUACGUUUUGAUACACUAACACUGUACUCGGUAACUUCGAUCGUAACUAGCUUCCCCGUAGUGGUCAGGCUUACGUAUCAUAAUGGCUCGGUCGAGCUAUAUUAGGUGAAACAGUUGUUCCUACCAUCCCAGGGAGGCCGGUUGGGGAACGUCAAAACUAGAAGCAGAAAACUCAUGGUUCGAGGACAAAGUCGUGCUGCUCAUUGUACUGAAUUAUGGCGUCAGUAGGAUGUUUCCCACAGAAGUCAGCAUCUGCAGCGAAUCUACCUUCUCACAACGAAAGCAAGAGAUUAGAAAUAGUCGAUCUCGAAGAUUUCAUACCUUACCUGCAUACAAAUUCUGAUUACGAUUACUAAAAGCCAACAAACAUUGUGUCAAGAAAUAUUGUUUGCUGUCAACUUUGCUUUCGAAAAACAGCAAAUUCAUUCACCAUUCGAUAUAAAAUGAACUAUGCUUUCAAGUCUAUAAGUGAUAGCUUCGUUGUUUGAUAAUGACGACAGUUGUCGAGAUAGUGUAUUUUUAGUACGUUUAUCAAAGACCAGUAAUGUGUUGUUUAUGAGAUAUCUCAAACCAAGUAUAGCAACACUCCUACGAUUAAUUUCUAUCAUAGUUAAUUGUUGUCAAGCCCUUUUAUUAACUUAUUUAACAGACAAUGCUAUUCAGACAGUAACAAUUCGUCUAUUUCUUUGUAUUAUUAUGAUCACUAUCAUGUCUGUAUAAGCAUGUAUGUUUGAUCACAUGUAACAAUCUACGCACAUAUCUCUCUAGCUUAAAUGUUAAUCACUUGAAUAUCGCUCGAUGAAUCAUUCUCUUUCCUAUGUAUAUAGAUGCUUGAAUUGCCUUGCAUAGCUACGCCUUGAUUCUAUUUGACUGUGAAUUCGCCUCUGUAUUCGCUAGCACACACAAGAGCCUAUCCACUCCAAUUCGCUCGAUGUGCUUGUAAAUUUUUUAUCUGUGCUAUCCGCUAAUAAACUGUAGUCGCCGCUUCUUAUUGCCUUCUGAAUUCAAACACCGUCGAGUUUUCUAUAAUAACGGUUAUCAAGCUGAUUGAUUAACGAAGUUAAGCCACUACAAAUGUUUGGGAAACUUUGUAGACUACGAUUUAUCAUAAUCAUUUUCAUUGGAAUACCUCAAAUAUAAUAAAGAUUUGCUCGCAUUACUCAGCUUUAUGAUUGAAGAUCUACAAAGGCAAAUGGCCGAUUAACUUCAUCUGAAUCAGUGUAAUACUUUUGCCAAUGAAAGAUCGCCAUCAAUGUAACUGAACUUAAGAAUACGUGACUCUAUCCUCAUACUCUUUUCUUUUUUAUUGUCUAAAAAUCAUUCCAAAAUAGAAAUUUAUAUGAAGAAUGAAAAUACCAAAUUGGUAAACCGAGGUUUGUACUCAUCAAUGUGUAUAAGUGAUUUUUUCCAGAUUUCAAUCAAUGUUGACGGAGUUACACGACCUUUGAGUGCUGUUAGAGGUAUGAUGGCGGUUAUUACUUCCCGGUUUCCCGCACCGUGAAAGGAGUUUUCAGAGGUACCUGAAAAGGAGAUUGGGGUCCGAGUUGGUCUUAGUAACCUACGAACGUGACCGCAGUGCUCAAGGGAUAACGUCUUGAGGUCGGUCACACACGACCUUUGUUUAGAAGGAAUGUUAUUCGUAACUACAAUAAAUCGUACUACCGCUUCAUUACUACUAGGAAUUGGUGUAGCUGAAUAUGUAGCUCGUAUUGUUCCACGUGGUACUCAUGAUUGGAAUAAAUUCAUUGAACCUAGUCGGUUACAGAUUGCUUGUAUCAAGCGUGGUUUGCAACCGCGUCAACUCAGUGGAAUGUUAUAUAACCCAUUAAGUCGUCGAUGGCGUUGGAGUAGUAAUUUAUCACUAAAUUAUGCAUUCAGUGCUAUGAAAAUCGAUGAAUAAAUAAGAUGAAGAACACCAAUUAUAAAUGCAUUUGUUCUUCGUCAACUGUUUCUUUCUCAAUCUAUUAAUUUAGUAAAAGCAAAGUGUGAUCAAUUAUCACGAAUUUAUUGACACAUUCUUCCCAUUGUUUGCUUUCAAUAACAUUAUAUAAUAAGCUGAUAAUUAUUGUAAAGUCUUGUCAACUCAUUAGAUAAUUAUCAAAAACUUAAGCAUUAAAUUUUUUCAACUAAAUGAUUUACGGUAUUAGCUUUUAUGUAUUAUUUAUUUAUUUAUUUUAACACAAAGAUAUUGGUACGAGGAGGCACCAAAUACAUAUGCGCCACACAAAUCUCAUUUGAUAUUUGUGAGGGUUAUGAUACUGCCCGGGUGCCCAAACCGAAGCAGGUGGUUUUCUUAGGGGGCCACACCCGGAGCCUUCGGCCUGAAGGUCUGAUUCACAAGGCAGUGGAACAACGUAAGGAGAUGCAUUCCCAUGGUAGCCGGUGUCCAACGAUUGGUUCAUACGCCAUUUGUUCCUUCAGGUUAUUGGAGCCCAUGUGCACCAUUGGUUUGGAAUCAGGGUUUUCCAACUCCUCUAGGUGGACUCUCCAUAUCCACCAACCCGGUUAAAGCGCCGGACAUUCGCUUUUCGUUUUAUCAAUUUCGUAAACAACACCCUCGCCACGAGAAGGCAGUGAGUAGGACGUCCCUGUCAGAGGCUAUAUACGCGUGGCCAUGUGAGAGCAUUUCGAGAGGGAGAGCGGACUCACUCCACUCUCGGUCGUACCAGGGCAUUUGGGGGCCUUAACUUUAUAGCAGUCAUGAGAGCUAAUGCUGUAGAACAUUAGUGUUUUAUUUACCGUAACUAAUUUGCAUAUUGUAUGCUGUUUUUUAUUAACCUUUUACUUUGAGUCGAACUUUCGUCUAUGGUCACUAAAUACAUUAUUAUUUGUCUUUUGUCUUAUUUUAUUCGUAUACACAUACAUUAGUACAAGGAUGCACCAAAUACAUAUGCGUCACACAAUAACAAUAAGGUUGUCAAGUGAUAGAGAAUGUAAAGUGCGUACAAGAAAAAGUAGAACAACGAACAGAAAUUAGUGUAUGGGAGUGAAAUAUUAAUGGGAGAAACAGUUCAUUUAGCAAGAAUAUAACCAUAAAGAAUUCUUUCAGUUAAAGAAGUUACGGUCACUUUUUAUGAAGUAAGUUACAGCUCGAUCGCCACUGGCUCCUAUUCUGAGUCAUAUCUGAUAUAGGUACAAGGGGGCACCAGAUUCAUAUGCGCCACACAAUAAUAAUGAGAAUGGGAAGAGAUAAAGAAUGUAAGGUGCGUAUAAGAGAGAAGAAAAAAGAACAAUAACGACCACAGAUUAGUGUAUGGUACUGAAAUAAUAAUAAUGGGGGAAACAGAAAGAAUUCUUUCAGUUAAAGAAGUCACGGUCACUUUUUAUGAAGAAAUAAAAGGUUAUAGCAGGAUCGCCAUUGACUUCUAUUCUGAGCCAUAUCUGAUAACGUCUCUAGUCACUGUGUUGCACCAUCUCUAGGAUCCCAAUCAAGGAGUAGUGAAGGACCAACACAAGCCAGGCCUGUACAGCUUUCUUUCAUCCCACGACACCAUGUCAUACAUUGACCACGUCUACGAUUUUUCCAACCAUUCCCAGAGUCGGCAGAUAAUUCGCGACGUGGAAUUCUCUGGGACGACAUUCGUAGAACAUGUCCAAACCACCGAAGUCGAUGUGCCCGAACACACGGUACCGAAUCUCUGCAUUACUAACAUGGUGUUGCCACUGAAUGUCAGCAAUCGUUCGGAGACAACGAUGAUCGAACACAGAGAGUCGUCUAACAUCCUCAACUCGGACAGGCCAGGUUUCACAAGCAUAGAGCAAAACUGCUCUCAUCGACACGUUGUAGGUCCGACCUUCCACUCUCAGAUUAACAUCACAAAGGCAUCAAAGAUGGACCAGAUUGACAUAAGCCACUCUGGCUUUCCCUAUACGUAAAUCGAUCUCAUCACUCACGCCACCACCAGCACUUAUGCAGCUACCUAGAUACACGAACUCGACUACUAUCUGCUAACUACCCAUGGUGAGUGCAGGAUCAGGGUCCUGCCAGUCUUGUAAAAGUACUUUGCACUUUGAACGUGCAAAGCAUAUACCAUACGUACGGACGAUAAUUCCCAACUGAUUAAGUGCGGAUUGCAUGCCUUGGGCAUUAUCGCACAGUAAGACAAUAUCAUCUGCAUACUCAAGGUCGAGAAAUCUUUCUUCAGGCAACAGAUUCACACCACCAUCACUUACAUCCAUCAGAGCUGUUUCCAGAAUGUC